GAAAUCGAAGAUUACCAUUCAGAUGGUUGACUUGAACUAUUCCAUCCUCCAUCUGAUGAAUUUCCAGGAGUUUGCUGAGAUAGAACAGAGUUUGAAUCUCCCCAAGCUGAGGACACAUUUCUUCCAGAUCCCCAAGGUGAUCCAUCGUUAUUUUUAUUGCAGCCUGUGUCUCAGGAGCCACUACAAUUGUUCUUGCCUUUGCUCGAGCAUUUCUUUAUACAGUAGCAUUUUUCAUUGUAUUUAUUGGGAGCUCUGUUGGAUCCAUCACCACCUCAACUUCCUUUAUAUACUCCCAUACUUCUACUAGUAUGUUUAUUGGUUCAUUCUUGAGCUAUAUGGCCUUUAUCUCCGCACUUGAAGCAGCGUCUAUUUCUUCUGCUACUGUUAUGAUCUCUUCUUUGUGGGCAUUCCUUAACCUCAUGACCUUCUUUACCGCACCUGAAGCACUUUCUAUUGCUUUUAUCUUUGUUAUGAUAUCCUCUUUCUGGGCAUUCAUUAAUCUGAUGAUCUUCAUUACCGCACCUGAAGCAGCCAUUAUUCCUCCAUUUUUUUCUUCUGGUUCUACUAUUGCUAUCAUCCUGGCCAAAUAUUUUCUCAAAUACAUUUUGAUCAGUCAGAGUCUUCUUCUCUUCUUCAAAUUCAUAUUUUUGAAGCAUUUUCUUCACUCAGGGUUUAGUUUUAGAUGGUUUGAUGAAUUUAGUUCUAUAUUCUUUUGCUAAGUAAACUAUCCUCGGUUCUGUAUUCCCCAAUGAUUUCCUUACGAUUCUGUCCUUUUUAGUUGUUUCAAAUAUUCUCUUGUCCUUAUCUAUAUCUCUGCGAUAUUCAGAAGUGUUGUACUUUUUGAGGAACCAAGUUUCCACUUCAGAGAAACUUGUGAAUAACCUAUUAUGGAAGAAAUAUCCGUCAUAAAUGAUAUUUAUGAAUUCCAAAACAAUUUUUGUUGCGUCUACUAUAUACCCAAGGCAUAUGUUUUUAUGAUACUUUGAGAAGAUAGUGUAUCAAUAGGGAAAUUUACAUUCUUCUUGUUCUCCUUUGUUUUCCAGGUAUGUUCUCAUCUCAGAUACUCCUUGAAUAAUUUUGAAGUGUUCGUUACGAUAUGCAUCUUUUUUGGAUCUAAUUUCUCUCAAGCUGCAACUAAUUCUCCAAUAGUUUUCUUGCCCAUUUUUAUCUGAUCAUUAAUAAUAUUCUUAGCAAUGUUGUAAUGAUCUGGAUGAAUACGAGUACUAUCUAGAUAUUUCAUGAUGAUUUCUUCAUCAGCGAGCUGAUCAUCUUUUACUCUCUUCGGUCCUUUAAACACCAUGAAUCCAAGACUGUUCCUAGAGACAGUAUUUGAAAUACUCUUGCUCUUGAUAAUAUCCUUUCUUGAAUUAAAUUCAAGCUUGUUUUCCUUGAUCUUUUUCAACAUUCAGUCAUAUUUUUUUUGAUCCAAACCCACAUAGAAAUCUCAUUCCGUAAUAAUUGGCAUUCUCCAUUUACUCUCUUGGUAAGCUCAAGCUUGAACAAUCUAUGGAUCUCAUCUUUAUCACAUAAGUACUGCAAAGGAUGAAAUGAAAGUGUUGACAAUGUAUUAGACGAUUUGUGUUCAUUCCAUGCUCCUGUCAGCAUACUCAGGUAAGACUUAACAAUUCUGAAGAUCAUUUCUUCAAUAACUCUUCCUUCUUGCCUUUUAUAGACAUUGAUUGGCUCUACUGACUCGGAUGAACUUUCAAGGAUGCAUAUCAUUGGCUCGUCUAAAGGAAGAGUUAUGACCUUUAACUUCGGAUUUGUCUCUUUGAUCAUUUGCACAGUGUUUAGGAUUAUAGGGGAAGCCAGUAUAUAUGCUAUUCAAUCGAUUCUAUUCUCUGAAAUAAUACUCAAAAAAAAACUUUUGAACUUGAAUCAUAAUUGUCGGAAAAAUUUCGAAUUAUGUUUUCUUCAUCUUUCUCACUCCUUAACUGCCCAACCUUGGAAUUUGAAAUAUGAUAUGCCAUCAAAUCAUCUUCCAUAUAAUAGUGUAAUGAAAGCAUAUUGGUGCCACUAUAACCGUAAUUCCUGUUCGUAACCUUCUUAAAUUCCAUGAGUCAUUUCAGGUUUAACUGGUCAAGUGCCUGGGAUUUCAGUUCUUUGAGAAUAGUGAGGUCAACUAUCUUAUCUUUCACAAUCCGAACUGUCUGAGAAAUGAUUUGUUCAUGGUAUUUUUCCCAACUCUGUAACUUCUUUCGAUAUUCUGAAUACUUGGAACCUCUAAAUUUCUUCAUAUCUAAUUUGCGGAAAGUAUAACUACUAAGCAUUACAGUGUGAAUCUUUUUUUCAAAGACUUCUGAGUGGAAUUCAACCAUUAUCUUCUCUUUCUCUUUGUAAUCAAGAAUCAGUAGCAAUAAGUCUAGGUUGUUCAUUAGCACAGUGAAUGGAACCUUUUUUAGCCUCUUGAUUGUAAAGCCUUUUUCGUUGAAGUGAAUAUCCUUCUCAUGUUUCUUUGCAGGAGAGGUACUUAUUUUGACAUUUUGGAUGAACACAUUUUUCAGAAUAGAGGCAAUUUCUGGAUGAAAAGCAAUUUCAUUCGAAAUAUAGUUGAUAGAGCUUGUGUAAAAACUUUUAAAGUUCACCAACCCCUCUUUUAGAUAUUUCUUGGCAUAAGUUUCUAGAUCUUCUUUCAUCAGAGUAUGGAAAUGUUUUCUUUUAGAUGAAUGCACCUUAAGGUUCUCUAAUAACUGUGAAGGUGAUAUGAAACAAUUCCUGUUGAAUUCAUCAAAGACUUCAGAGGGAAGUACUUUCUGCGGUUUCUCCAUUCGAAGCGAGAAAUUAUAAGGGUCUUUGUAAUCGCUCAGCUUGUAUCUUAGAUAAGUCAUAAUUCUGUUAUGAAAAGGAAUAUCAGAAUAGUGAUUCUUUUUCAUUUUGAGGAGCUCUUCUUUGAUCUCUUUGGAUGAAACCAUAUCAAGUAAAAUAUCAAUUUGUUUUUCAAUCUUUCUGUAUUCAGUCCAUUUAAUGUCCAAUUCGCUGAUUCUCCAAAGAUCUUCUUCGGUUAAGGAAUCAGAAAAGAUCUCAGAUCUGUAGAGGAAGAUAAAUGGGAUAUCAUUAUGCUUUAAUAUCAUUUCAUAAAGGGUCGUAUAGAUAGAUUCCUUAAGGUCUUCAGACCUUUCAUAUCCAAAUUGUGUGAAUAGAAGGUGGUAAAUAAAACUAGUUUCUUUUAAUAUCUCACUACUAUCAGUCUCAGCUCUGUUUUUCAACACUUCUUGAAGUCUUUCAGGGAUAUCAGUGUUUGAGAUUGCUUCAUUGUUUCAAUCCUUAUACAUUUUUGCUCUUUUAGAUUGGUAAUUAUUCCCAGUCUUAAACUUUGUACUCGUAUCUUUAUUUUCAUCUUUGAAUUUCUCCCCUUCAUUUUCUGUAUUUGCUCCCUUAUUUUUUCUGUCUGUUCCUUGAGUUUCUCCUACUAUCUCACUUUCUUUUACUCUUUUGCCUUUUUCGCCUUCUGUUUUGCUUUCAGACUCUUUUUCCUGCUGAUCAUCAGACUUUUGUAGUUCACUCUCAGUCUUUUUAUUAGAAUUGACUUUCUCUUUGGGGUUAUUGUCCUGGCCAUCCAAAGCACCUUUAUCAGAAAGUGGUAAAAUUUGUGGGGAUGGGUACUUUUCUUCUUGAGUCUCCAUGAAUAGAUCUAGU
This is a messenger RNA of Moneuplotes crassus, 3636 nucleotides long. The record is from the annotation of a GenBank genome assembly. NCBI's taxonomy places the organism in Eukaryota, Ciliophora, Spirotrichea, Euplotida, Euplotidae.